This is a messenger RNA of Penicillium salamii, 558 nucleotides long. The record is from the annotation of a GenBank genome assembly. Lineage: Eukaryota; Fungi; Ascomycota; Eurotiomycetes; Eurotiales; Aspergillaceae.
AUGGGCAUAGCAAUUGACUUCUGUCUUUUGCCUCUUCAAUAUCUCCAUCCUGCAUGUGCAUGGGUUACGCUGGUUUUGGAGUUAUCUUCACAAGAACCAAACCUCGGACUUCUCCACCUUAUGUACCGAGGCUUCCGUGGCCUUAAAUGUACUCUGCAACAUCACCAUUUUUCUAUAUUUCACUACUAUAAUUUACUCAACAUGUCUCCCUCUCUAUUGCAAAUCUCCGCCGGUUCAUUCGUGUUCCUCUCCUUCAUGGGCCGACAAUGGACCUCCGACCCCAGAUUCAAGGCCAUCAAAGGCUCUAAGCCCUGGGCCUGUGGGACAGUGGGCUGGUACCAGGGGAGUGGAUUCAUGCUGGUGGCUGCCCUCCUUCACUGGCAAUGGUCGCGCGACCCCAGUCUGCUUCAAGAGCCAGUCACCAAGAUUAUUGCCGGUCUCACCAAUGUGCUUCUUUGGGCUAGCUCGGUCUGGUAUGCUAAGAAUGGCAUCAAUGACACUGCGUCCGUUGUGGGAUUGUGUGCGGUGCUGCAGGCUUGGGCUGUUACAAAGGCCUAG